GCAGAAGGAGGGGCUGAGCGCCUGGGGGAGCCGCAGCUGUUUGUCCGGGGGAGACGGGACGGAUCGCUGAGGAGCCAGGAGCUCUGAGCUCUGGCACUGGCCACCGGCUGCGUGGAGCCCCUGCCCGCCCCCGCCCACAGCGUCCCCGCUCACCGCCCCCGCCCAGCCAUGACGAGCAGAGGCCCGGCCCGGCCCAACGGGCAGCCCCAGGCCAGCAAGAUCUGCCAGUUCAAGCUGGUGUUGCUGGGCGAGUCGGCCGUGGGCAAGUCCAGCGUCGUCCUGCGCUUCGUCAAGGGCCAGUUCCACGAGUACCAGGAGAGCACCAUUGGGGCGGCGUUCCUCACCCAGUCGGUCUGCCUGGACGACACCACGGUCAAGUUUGAGAUCUGGGACACGGCGGGGCAGGAGCGCUACCACAGCCUGGCGCCCAUGUACUACCGCGGGGCCCAGGCCGCCAUCGUCGUCUACGACAUCACCAACCAGGAAACUUUCGCCCGGGCGAAGACAUGGGUGAAGGAGCUGCAGCGUCAGGCCAGCCCCAGCAUCGUCAUCGCGUUGGCCGGGAACAAGGCCGACCUGGCCAGCAAGCGCAUGGUGGAGUACGAGGAGGCCCAGGCGUACGCCGAUGACAAUAGUUUAUUGUUCAUGGAGACCUCGGCCAAGACGGCCAUGAACAUCAACGACCUCUUCCUGGCCAUCGCUAAGAAGCUUCCGAAGAGCGAGCCCCCGGCCCUGGGAGCCGGGCCGGGCCGGAGCCGGGGCGUGGACCUGCACGAACAACCGCAGCAGAGCAAGAGCCAGUGCUGUAGCAACUGAGGGCCGGGCCGCGGGAGGACCCACAGGGGGGGCGGCCGGCGAGCCGGGGGGGGGCGGCCACAGUGCUGAGAC
Tachyglossus aculeatus (Australian echidna) is the source of this 888-nucleotide messenger RNA. It is a transcript of the gene RAB5B, whose product is annotated as RAB5B, member RAS oncogene family. NCBI's taxonomy places the organism in Eukaryota, Metazoa, Chordata, Mammalia, Monotremata, Tachyglossidae. The transcript has 6 exons. The record is from RefSeq and is a predicted model, not a curated record. The coding region runs from base 169 to 816 and encodes 215 amino acids. Gene Ontology annotation, molecular function: GTPase activity; GTP binding.